ACCGAAUUAAACCUACUUUGUCAUCCCAUAUUUCUUCCCACCCCAGACCACCGCCAUGAUCCCUCCACACUCCUCCUCCGCCUAAACACCCACCCGCGAUGUCGUUCAUCGAACGGUCCACCGUCCGCGUCGAGCAGCAACGACCGCCUGCUCUCCGCCGCCGCCGGCCGCUGCCAUUCUACCUCCGCCACAACCUCUGUCUACAAAUCAUCGCCGUGCUCGCCUUCGUCGCCGCCGUCCCGCUCUGUCUGUACGUGUCCCGGUACGCGGACUGGGACGCCGAGUACUGCUCCUGGCCGCCGACCCACGAGCGCGACCAGGACCGCGACCUGCGCAUGCUGCUCUAUGGCGAUCCGCAGAUCCGCGGCAACGGACCGCGGGGCCACGACCCCGACCUGCGCACGAAGCUCGACAUCUUCGGCAACGACCAUUUCCUCGGGACCGUCUACCGCACGCUCGCGAAACAGCUCAAGCCGACGCAUAUCGUUGUUCUCGGCGACCUGAUCUCGAGCCAGUGGAUCGACGACGCCGAGUUUGCCCGCCGCGCACGCCGCUUCCGCAACCGCAUCUUUGAGCACCCGCUUAAAGGAGCAAAGGGCGCGCCGCCCGUGUUUUGGAAUCUGUCGGGAAACCACGACAUUGGCUACGCGCACGAGGUGACCGACGACCGCGCGCGCCGGUUCGAGGAGCAUUACGGGAAACUCAACUUCGCUGUCUACGCGGACGGGUACCGCGCGAUUGUCUUCAACGCGAUGUCGAUCGACGGUGAUCCGGACGACAGCGAGUACGGCCAGAGCAGGCACACGCUCGAGACGCGCGAGUUUCUCAAGCAGCAGAUGGAGACCGAGUUUUGGGGCACGACGAUCCUGUUUAUGCAUGUGCCGCUGCACAAGGAGGCCGGAGUCUGCGUCGACGAUCCGUACUUCUCGUACUAUGAUCCGGACUCGAGGCGGUUGAUUCGCGAGCAGAAUAUGUUGUCGCCAGAGACAAGUUCGUGGCUACUCGACGGAUUCUUCACCGACGGUGGACACGGCUUCGUCGUCAACGGACAUGACCACGAAGGCUGUCUUGUGAAUCACAUCAAGCUUAUGAACGGAUGGGUCGCCGAGCCUAUAUCGAAGGGGAAAACAACCUACCGACACUCGUUCUCGCCCGAGCCUGACGAGUCUGUUGUCGAGAUCACCGUCCGAAGCAUGAUGGGCCAGUUUGGCGGUAACGUAGGCUUACUGAAAGGCUUUUAUCAGGAGAACAACGACGACGUCACAAAAUUCACAUUCUCGCUCUGCACAUUCGGCCCGCAACACACCUGGUGGGCAGCAACAAUCACCUUCUACCUCGCGCUCAUCGCCGGCAUCCUCUCCUUCAUCGUCUUCCCGCUCCUGAUCAUCAACCGCCCGCCCCUCUACACCCGCUCCCGCCGCGAAUCAAGCCCGCUGCUCGCAAGCGAAAUCAGCAUCUUGCAGUCCUUUUCAGCCGCGGCGAAUAGAAUCGCAAAGUUGCCGGCGGCGGCGGAGACGGCGGGCGCGAGGGGGAAGUUGGAGUAAAAAGUAUUUGUAUAUAGUUUGUGUGUCUGUGUAUAGUUGGUGUUUGGCUUUUGUGAAUAUAGAUGGAGUUAUGACGGAAGAGUUAUAUGGCUGAAGAAGUUCAAUUCAGCUUGUACUAUACUAUAGUAUUACAACAAACGGGGCGCUCUUCGUAUACUGGCAGUAUACUAGCAGCCCAAAUAUUACCAAACAAAAGAAGCAAAACACAGAAACCCAGACACAGAACCAGCCAGGAUCACAGGUCGAGUCAGCGGCAGACAAACAGACCGCUCAGAGAGCUAUCAAAGAGACUAUCAAAGAGUUAUCAAAGAGACUUCACCCCAGCCUGCAUAGUCAACAACGCAUACUGAAACGCAUCAUGAUCCACCACAUCAUUGAGAGACCACACCCCG
Messenger RNA from Myxozyma melibiosi, 1936 nucleotides. RefSeq lists its product as uncharacterized. The coding region runs from base 99 to 1544 and encodes 481 amino acids. Gene Ontology annotation, cellular component: endoplasmic reticulum. The transcript is spliced from 2 exons. Gene Ontology annotation, biological process: GPI anchor biosynthetic process. The record is from RefSeq and is a predicted model, not a curated record. Gene Ontology annotation, molecular function: hydrolase activity. Lineage: Eukaryota; Fungi; Ascomycota; Lipomycetes; Lipomycetales; Lipomycetaceae.